This is a messenger RNA of Rotaria sordida, 2316 nucleotides long. NCBI's taxonomy places the organism in Eukaryota, Metazoa, Rotifera, Eurotatoria, Philodinida, Philodinidae. The record is from the annotation of a GenBank genome assembly.
AUGAAUUCAUUUCCAAUGGUUGAACAAGAAGAAACUUUAUUUCUUCUUGAUGAACAACCACCACCAAAUUUACAAAAAUCUGAAAGUUUUGAUGAUGAUAAUAAAAAUCAUGGUUUAAAAUCACUUCAACGUAUUUUAUCAGCAUCAGCAUCAUUAGCAUCAACAAAUCAACCACAACCUUAUAGAUCUUUAUCAGCUCAUGAUUUAACUCCACAAUUACAUACAAAUGAUUAUGGUUUACCACCAACAAAUCCAUCACGACGUUCAACAACUCCAACAACACGUAAUAAUAUAAAUGAUAUUGAUACAUUUGUUCGUCAAUUUGAAAUACGUCUUCGUGAACAUCGUUUAAUUUGGCAAAAAGAAUAUGAUGCAACAGUUCAACGAUUAAAUGAAACAAAAAAUAAUGAAUUCGAAGCAUUAAAAAAUCGUUAUGAAACAAAAUUACAUACAUUAGAAGAUGGUAAUAAACAAUUAGAAAUAAUUUUAGAAAAACUUAAUGAAGAAAAUCAACGAUUAAAAUUUGAAAUUGAACAUCAAAAACAACAAACUAAAACUGAACAAGUAACUAUUCAAGAACAUUUAAAAGAAAUACAAAAUGAAAUGGAACGAAAAGUUCAAGAAAUAAAAAAUUUUUAUGAAAAUGAAAAACAAGAUAUAAAACGACAACAUUCACGAACAUAUCAAGAUUUAUUAGAUGAAACAAAUCAACGUUUAAAAAAAAUGGAAAAUGAUUAUAAAUCUCAACAAUCAACACAUGAUUCAACAAUAAAUGAAAUGGAAAGACGUAUGGUUGAUUUACGUUCAAAUCUUGAUCGUCUUCAACAAAUGAAAUUAAAACUUGAUGAAGAUAAAAUUUCAUUAGUUAAAAAUAAUGAACAAUUACAAUUACAGAUACAAGAAUUAACAAAUAAAUUACGUCAUGCAGAUCGUGAUCAUGCUGAUCAAAUUCAACGUUAUGAAAAUGAAUUAAAAUCUCUUCGUCUUCGUAAUGAAUCAGGUGUUGAUUUAUUACGUAAAGAAAAUGAUUUAACAAAAAAUAAAGCAACAAAAACAAUUGAUGAAUUAGAAAAACAAUUAUCAACAAUAACAGAAAAAUUUUAUGAUAUGCAAAAAUUAUUUGAACAAAAAUUAAAUGAACAACAAACAUCAUAUCAAAAUAAUAUUCAUCAAUGUGAAAAUGAUUAUGAAAAAAAAAUACAAUUAUUAAAACAAGAAAUGAAACAAUUAAAUGAUAAAUUUCAUUUAGCUAUACAACAAAAUGAACAAUUACAAAAUGAAUUAAAACAAAAACAUCAAGAAUUUAAACAAUUAAAUGAAACAUGUUUACAACAAAAAGAUUUAAUUGAAAAAAGUGAAAAAGCUUUUGCACAAAUUAAAAUUGAUUUAGAAAAAAAAUUUCAUGACAAAAUUCAAGAAAUAAAUGAUAAAGCACGUCAAAAUGAACAACAAUUAAUCGAAAAUUUAAAUCGUGAUCAUGUAAAAGUUUGUGAAAAACUUAAACUUGAAUACGAACAAAUCAAAGAACAAAAUGAAGAAAAAAUACGAACAAAUUUUAAUAAAGACAUCGAAGAAAUUAAACAUAAAUAUGAUCAAGCUACGGAAAAACAAGAACAAAAAAUGAAAUAUGAUUUACAACAAAUUGAUAAAUUAUCUGUUGACAAAAAACUUGUACAUGAAAAUGAAAAACAAAAGCUCAUCAAUGAAUAUGAACAAUUUAUUCGAAAAAUUGAAAAACAACAUAAUCAAAAAACUGAUGAAUACGAAAAACGUAUUGAAAUUUUAAUUUCAAAAACUCAUGAACAAUUAAAAUCAAUCGAAGAUGAAUUUUCAGAACGUAAUUCUAAACAACAAUCUAUUAUAAAUGAUCAACAAAAAAUGAUUCAAGUACUUAAAGAUGAACAAAAUAAAACCAAAGCAUCUUAUGAAAAACAAAGUUUUGCAUUAAAUGAACAAUGUCUUCGUGAAAAAAAUGAAAUAAAAGCUCAAUUUGAUUUAUGUAUGAAAAAUCUUGAAAAAAAUUUCAAUACAUUAACAUUAAAAAAAGAACAACUUGAACGUAAAUUAUCAUAUUUAAAUGAACAACAUAAACAUGAAUUACUUGAAUGUCGUUUAACAUAUGAAAAUAAUUUAAAAGGUUUAUUAUCAAAUGAUGUUCGAAUUGAUUUAGAAAAUACAAUACAUUCAUUAAAACAACAAGUUGUUUAUUUACAACAACGUAUUGCUUUUCUUCAACAAGAACUUGAGCAGUAUAUACAAAUUUAUGGUCAUAGACCAUUUGCACAACCAUUAGUUAAAACAACAAAUCAGGAUUAA